CGUCACUAUUUUUCUACAAUGUAGAAAAUAGUAAAUACAAAGAAAAACCCUUGAAUGAGUAGGUGUCCAAACUUUUYACUGGUACUGUACGUAACACAUGAAAUUCAAGUUCCUCUUUAAGUCAUUGCUAGGUCAACAGUAUGUUUAUUGCACCAGCAUUUCCUUUCUUGCAUAAUUUGUUGACACCAUSUGAAUGAACAAUGAUUGCUGAAUGAAUGCUUUUUCAUCUACAAGGUUCUAAAUAAUGUAUACACUGAUGGAAGAAAUCCAGAUUGAUUCCACUCACAAUGUAACACCUGCAAGAUAACAGUCACAUUGCGUUCAUCAAACAAGAUGCACCAGAGGUGUUCCUGACUUUAUCUGAAUAYUGUGACAUGAAUGAACAAAGUCGCUUUUUAUAGCAGCGCUCGGAACAAACGUCCACCUUGUUGUUAAUCUAACUUGUUCAUUAGAGGGGACUUUUUAACAUUCCUAGAAUAUGCAUUGGACCUAAUUCAGUCCAGCUUGAGGUAGAUUUACCUGACGUGAAAGGGAAUGCGGAGUCGUCGCCCAUAGUACCGGAUGCGAGCGUGAUGCCCAGGCGAAGCUUUCCGCUGCAGGGACGGAUGCGCUGGCUGUUCCUGGGGCUCGUCCUGCUGCUGGUCCUKUUCCUUUUUGCUUACUUGCUGGAGUGCACUCCCCCAGCUGACGUCAGCCUGGUCCUGCCUGGCUUGGGAGGGGAGUCCUAUGGGAAGGAGUACUACCAGGCCCUGCUGCAAGAGCAGGAGGAGCACCACCUCAGCCGUGCCGCCAGCCUCAAGCGGCAGAUCGCCCAGCUCAAGCAGGAGCUCCAGCAGAUGAGUGAGAAGCUCAAGGUCCUGCAGGACAGGAAGGAAGGCCUCGGGGUCCAGGGACUGGCUGAGACCAAGGACCAGGUGCCUGGGGAUCUCCUCGAGUUCCUCCACUCCCAGAUCGACAAAGCCGAGGUGAACACGGGGGCACGGCUGCCCAGCGAGUACGCCCUGGUCCCCUUCGAGAGCUUCAACUCCGGUAAGGUGUAUCAGCUGGAAAUGGGGUUGACCAGGCACCCAGAGGAGAAGCCUGUGCGGAAGGACCGCAGGGACGAGCUGGUGGAGGUCAUUGAGGCGGCCCUGGACGUCAUAAACAACCCAGACGAGGAGGAUGGCCAGGAGGAUGAUGUGCCCAUGCAGAGGCAGAUGUACACUGAGAGCCACUUUACUGAGGGGCUGUACAGAACAGAACGGGACAAAGGCACGCUCUACGAGCUCUUCUUUGCAAAAGAGGACUCCGACAUUUUCCGCCACGUUACUCUUUUCCGUCCAUUCGGUCCUUUAAUGAAAGUCAGGAGCACGUCCGUAGAAACAUCCGGAGUCGUCAUCAAUAUCAUUGUGCCACUGGCGGGCAGAACAGAGGCAUUCUCACAGUUCCUACACAACUUCAGGGAAGUUUGCAUAAAACAUGAUAGGGGAGUGCAUCUUACGGUGGUCUACUUUGGACAAGAGGGCUUACGAGAGGUGAAGUCUUAUUUGGAAAGAAUGUCCAGGGAGGAGAGUUUUUCCAACUACACCCUCAUCCCAGUGGACGAGGAGUUUUCCAGGGGCAGGGGUCUGGACAUCGGAGCCCGCGCCUGGAAGAAGGGUGACGUAUUGAUGUUCUUCUGUGAUGUGGAUAUCUACUUCACACUGGACUAUCUCAACACCUGCCUCCUUCACACCGCUCCAAACAAGAGAGUAUUUUAUCCAGUGGUUUUCAGUUUGUAUAAUCCUGCCAUAGUCUAUGGAAAUCUGGAGCUGGUUCCCCCCAUUGAAAGUCAACUUAUUCACAAGAAAGAUGCUGGAUUCUGGAGAGAUUUUGGCUUUGGAAUGACAUGUCAGUAUCGCUCAGACUUCCUUAAUAUAGGAGGUUUUGACCUGGAAGUGAAAGGUUGGGGUGUGGAAGAUGUCCACUUGUACAGGAAGUACCUGCGGAGCGACCUGAUCGUGACGCGUACGCCAGUAUCUGGCCUCUUCCACCUGUGGCACGAGAAGCAGUGUGCGGACGAGCUGACUCCAGAACAGUAUCGCAUGUGCAUCCAGUCCAAAGCCAUGAAUGAGGCGUCCCACUCCCACCUGGGCAUGCUGGUGUUCCGUGAGGAGAUUGAGAAUCACCUCCGCAAGCAGGCCUAUAAGACCCAGGGCAACACUGAAGACUGAAUUAUGCCUUUUCGCUAGGCGGCCAUUUUAGGUACUCUCUUGCAUCAGAACUCCUUGCUUUUUUUUAGCUUUUUUUUUUUUUUUUUUUACAAAUACAAGAACUGAGUUACACAUGCUGUUACUAACAUGAAUAAAAUGCACUAUACAGAAGACCUGUUUGCACAAAAUCCUGUUACAUUUCACAGAUUAGCUAAAGACACGUUUGGGAAUGUACGCUAGUAAAUGUGAAGCGUCAACUUUAAACAAGACUGAGAAUGACACCACCUGCGUCAACACAAAAAGACUGAUGGAACAUAUUUGAAGUUGGGAAAUUUGCAUGACCUAUCUAUCAAGUUAUUAAGGCAAUGUUCUUGCCUGUGAGAUCGAGCAAUCAAUGGACAGUGUUCUUCUUUAAAAAAAAUGUAUCCCAAUGAUAACUCUGCCAAGAUUGAUUUUAAGUUGUACAGUGAUUUAAAAAAGGAACCUUUGUUUGAAUAGGCUUUGUUGAAAGGGGAAAUAAACACUGCCUCUGACUUAUCAGCAUCGAAAAUGAUUUAUCCUAUCGGUUUUAAUUUUAUUUAUUUGGGAAAUGUACAAACAUGUACAGAUCGGACUGGAUUGUGACUGAAGAAUUAUCACAUUAUUAAUCUUGCCUUUCAUUAAGUUGAACCUUGUAGCCACUCAAUGAUGUGGUCGAUCUUAAAUGGAAUGUAUAAAUAGUUUUAUUGGUUUUCAGCCACGGAUUGUCAUACUUUGUCUAAAUAUGUGCCUAUUAGCUGGAGAGGAGGUUAAAGAUACUAUCCCUCCUGAGGCCAUUGAUAUUUAUGAGACUUGGGGCUCUUCAAUCUGUAUCACUGAAGCGUUACAGGAAAGGUAUUUGCCGAAUGCAGUCUCUAACACGGGAACAUUGCCUUUAAAUUUCAAUCAGGUUGUAACGCUGCACUUCCGCGAUAAGAAUUGAAAUAAACGCC
Molecule: messenger RNA, 3142 nt
Organism: Salvelinus sp. IW2-2015
Lineage: Eukaryota; Metazoa; Chordata; Actinopteri; Salmoniformes; Salmonidae
Source: RefSeq, a predicted model, not a curated record